AUGUCGAAGCUUUUGACCGUUUUUGGUGCCACCGGCAAUCAGGGUGGCUCUGUUGUAAGGACUGUUCUAGCCGACGCUAUUCUCUCGAAACAGUUCAAGAUCAGGGGCAUCAGCCGCGAUGCUUCCAAACCCGCAGCUCAGGCUUUGAUUGCCAAGGGCGUUGAGGUUGUUGCAGCCGACAUGACGUCCAAGUCCUCCUUGGCUGAAGCCAUCAAGGGAUCCGACACCGUCUUUCUCGUCACGACCCCCGACUUUAUGGCAGGCGGAGGCACCCAGGAGCAGCUCCACGGCAAAAACGUCGCCGAUGUUGCCGCUGAGGCUGGGGUCAACCACCUCAUCUACUCCUCCCUUCUUCACGUCACAAACACCACCAAUGGUCGUCUCAAGCACGUCGUGCACUUCGACGACAAGGCCGAAGUCGAGCAGUACAUCCGCUCGAAGGGUAUCCCGUCCACCUUCGUCCUGCCCGGAUACUUCAUGAGCAACUUCACGGCCCUGCAAAUGAUCCGCAAGGGUGAUGAUGGAGUCUACACCCUGUCGUACCCCGUUAGCGACCAGGCCAGGUUCCCUCUGAUUGACACUGAAUCCGACGUCGGCAAAUUUGUUGUUGCGGCCAUUCGUAACAAGUCCACGGUGAUUGGAAAGCAGGUUUUGGCGGCCGCGGAGUACUACACCCCGACGCGAAUUGUUUCCGGGUUUCAGGAGGUGACUGGCAAGGCCGCUCGCUUCGUGCCCAUCGAUGCGGAGACGUACAAGAGUUUCCUGCCUGGACCCCUUGCUGAUGAGAUGUUGGAGAACCAUCUCUUCAUUGAGGAGCCUGGAUACUACGCUGGGAAGGAUCUGAAGGAGAGUCUGGACCUUCUUGCAGGAGUUGGACUCAAGGCCACGUCUUGGAAGGAAUUCUUGGAGGCGAACAAGUCGGCUUUCCAUGCGGCGAGGAGCACCCGUCCUGCCGAAAUUGCACAAGACGUCAAGAGGAUCCUGGACCUCGAGCUUCUUCACCACUACACCGUAUCGACCGCUCCCACGUUAUCCGGCGACCCAGUUACACGUAACUACUUUCUUGUGGGCGUCCCGCAGCUGGGCUUCUCACAUCCUUAUGUGCUCUAUUCUGUGCUAGCACUGGCGGCGUCGCACCUGGCACAUUUUCGGCCAGAGUCGCGUCAGUACUAUUACGCCCACUCGAAAGCUCGUCACAAUAUGGCCACUUCCAUGGCCGCACCUCUCUUAUCCAACAUCUCAAUAACCAACUUAAUACCCAUGCAUUCCUUCAGCAUCAUGACCCUGUUCAUUGCCUUCGCCAACCUGCGAGAUGAGGAGGAUGACUCCAACGAGUUUUUGCCCAGCUGGCUCCCUCUCUUCCGCGGCGUACGCACCGUACUGCAGUCAAAUAACGGAGCCAUAUACACCUCGCCCAUCUCGUACCUCUUCUACUCUGUCAAAGUCAACGAGAUCUGGCAGACCAAGAUUUCAGACGUUGAAGCCCUGGUUGACUUCCAGGGUUACAUUGAAGAAAGCACCCCGGAAGACGACCCGACAAGAGAGCUCUUGCUCAAUGCUUUCCAAGAUCUCAGGCGAGCCCUUGUUGUGUACUAUGGCGAGGACCUUGGCAACGAGGCCAAAGUCAAAGCGUUUUUCACCUGGUUGUACAAAAUACCAGACGAAUUCCUCGCUCUGCUAAGGAAUAAAAACAACAAGGCACUCUCCGGUACGGCUGCCAUGCUACUCUCGAUGCUACUGGCAGAUGGUGUGCAAGGACAACCACUCAACAACACCCAAGGUGUCACACUCACCGGCUUCCCACCAUGUGACGCUCUGAUAACUGCCAACCUAUCCCACGCCGUAUACCUCCCUGCUUCCCCCCGCUACAACGAGUUGGUUGAGACCUACUGGUCUCUCAACUCCCGCAGACGUCCUUGGUGCUUCGUUCUCCCGGGCAACACCGACGAAGUCUCUCAAACCAUCAACGCCCUCCGUGAUGCUGGCGAUGGCGCAGGAGACUGGCAUAUCGCCAUCCGAAGCGGUGCUCACUCGACCGAUAACUCGAACAACAUCGUCGAGGGUAUCACCAUCGACUUGUCCCAACUGAACGCCACGGUCUACAACGAGAAGACCACACAUGCGAGCGUUGGUACCGGAGCAAGAUGGUUGAGUGUCUUUUCCGAACUUGAAACUCACGGGCGAUUUGCGACGGGCGGAAGAGAAGGCGCCGUCGGCGUCGGCGGUUUCCUCCUCGGCGGCGGUGUUUCGUGGUACUCGCAGCGGACCGGCUUCGGCUGUGACAGCGUCGUCAACUACGAGGUUGUGUUGGCCAGCGGCGACGUCAUCAACGCGAACGCGACUGUUAACUCGGACUUAUACCGUGCUCUGAAGGGAGGUGGCAAUAACUUUGGAGUCGUGACGAGGUUCGACAUCGAGACGUUCCCCUUCACGAACGUGACCCUCGAAACCAGAUCCAUCAGCGGAGAGUACGCAAACGAGGUAGCUGACGCGAUUGCCGACUUCCCGAAUCAUGACCAGUCCCUGGCCGAUAAUGCGUUCAUUGGCAUGCUCUCUUACAGCCCGAAGAGCGAGGUUAAGGGCAUCAACUUCCAGGUCACCAACAUCAACACGCUGGGCCGCUCCAACACCACAGCCUACGACGCCAUCAACCGCAUCCCGACCUUGGCACCAAGCACAAAGGCCACGAUUUCACCUAUUGUCGCUGCCAACUCUUCCUCGGUGGCUGCAGCUACGAGGAACGUUGGAGCAGGCUCGAUGAUGAUCGCCACCGACGCGCGAGUUGUGCGCUACGCCAUCGAACAGCACGCCGCCCUCGUUGAAUCCCUUAACGCCACCCUCGGAGCACAAAACUUCUCGACGCUGAUGGAUUUCCAGCCCCAUCCCGCCUACAUCGCCGAGAUCGGCGCGCAAAAGGGAGGCAACGUGCUUGGUCUCGAUCAAUCCCCCAAGAACAGGCUCAUGAUGGUCUCAGCCAUUACUUUGUACAGCGAUAAGACCGAGGAGGACUACCCGGCGGCGUUCCAACUGUUGGCUGCUAUGAAGGAGAGGAUCCUGGCAUUCUCGAGAUCGGUCGGAAAGGGCGAGGAGUUCAAGUACAUGAACUACGGCGACGCGAUCCAGGAUGUGCUCGGCAGCUACGGCCCGGAGAAUGUCGACCGCAUCAGGUGCGCGGCGAAGAAGUACGACCCCGAGGGCUUCUUCCAACACAGGGUCCCGGGUGGCUUCAAGAUUGACAGAGUUGCUUGA
This is a messenger RNA of Colletotrichum karsti, 3249 nucleotides long. RefSeq names its product FAD binding domain-containing protein. The transcript is spliced from 8 exons. The record is from RefSeq and is a predicted model, not a curated record. Bases 1 to 3249 code for a protein of 1082 amino acids. NCBI's taxonomy places the organism in Eukaryota, Fungi, Ascomycota, Sordariomycetes, Glomerellales, Glomerellaceae. Gene Ontology annotation, molecular function: FAD binding.